AUGAAUGUCAACCUGUCUGACUUUAACUCGUCUUCAAGUUCAAUUCAUCCCGUCCAAGUGACGAUUGGGAUUUUGAGCAGAAAACGCGAAAAGUUAUUCCUGCGCCAAAGUCAUAUGCCUCGACGAACAAAAUUGCCUUAUUGCGUAUUUCAGAUCGAGAAACAAAAAUUAAUGGAAUCUGGUUGCUUCGUCAACGGAAAUCUGACCAUCGACUGUGAGAUUCAAACUUUGAUUCAAAAAGCUCCUGUAAAACUAACAGGCCAGUUGUCUACUGUGGCAGAUUUCCAUGAGAAAACCUGUGGUAACAGUGAUCGUCUGGUAGUUGCCAAACUGGAAGAACUCUUCGAAAACAUGAAGUUUUCCGACAUUACUAUUAACGUCCGUGGACGUCAAUUUCAAGCUCACAAGAACAUUUUGGCCGCAAGAAGUCCAUUUUUCGCCGCGAUGUUUGAGCAUCCAACUAAAGAAAAUUUAACGAACCAAAUCGAUGUUGACGACGUCGAGCCGGCCGUGUUUCACGAAAUCCUCCGCUUCAUCUACACCGGUCGACUGUCGGAAUCAAUAAUGGAGGAGAUGCCUUUUGAAAUACUUAGAAUGGCGGAUAAGUAUCUAUUGGACGAAUUAAAAAUGGAAUGUGAGAUUCAGUUGAUUCACCGAAUGUCGGCAGAAAAUUGUGUGGAAUUACUUUUAUUUACCGAAGAAAACCAUCCAGCGUUUCAUUUGAAGAAGUACGCCGUCGAAUUCUUCCGUAAUUAUUCCAGCGAAGUGAUGGCGUCGGGCGAUUGGGAAAAGGCCGAACAAGAUGAUCCCGUACAAUGUUUGAGUUUGGUGAAGGAGCUUGUCAAAUAA
Daphnia pulicaria is the source of this 849-nucleotide messenger RNA. Its product is annotated as speckle-type POZ protein B-like. Gene Ontology annotation, biological process: regulation of proteolysis; proteasome-mediated ubiquitin-dependent protein catabolic process. The record is from RefSeq and is a predicted model, not a curated record. The coding region runs from base 1 to 849 and encodes 282 amino acids. NCBI's taxonomy places the organism in Eukaryota, Metazoa, Arthropoda, Branchiopoda, Diplostraca, Daphniidae. Gene Ontology annotation, cellular component: nucleus; cytoplasm. Gene Ontology annotation, molecular function: ubiquitin protein ligase binding. The transcript has a single exon.